This is a messenger RNA of Aspergillus steynii IBT 23096, 3834 nucleotides long. RefSeq names its product DNA-directed DNA polymerase gamma MIP1. Lineage: Eukaryota; Fungi; Ascomycota; Eurotiomycetes; Eurotiales; Aspergillaceae. The record is from RefSeq and is a predicted model, not a curated record. Gene Ontology annotation, cellular component: mitochondrion; gamma DNA polymerase complex. The transcript is spliced from 2 exons. Gene Ontology annotation, molecular function: 3'-5' exonuclease activity; DNA binding; DNA-directed DNA polymerase activity. Bases 104 to 3520 code for a protein of 1138 amino acids. Gene Ontology annotation, biological process: mitochondrial DNA replication.
CUUCGCUAGCUAUCAUCCUCUCGAUUUUCUAGUUGCCGGUCGCCGGUCUGGCCAUAUUACCAUGGGAUAAUUCAAAUUGUUGUUCUUAUCCUUGCACAACAAAAUGCUGUGGAGUCAUUCCUGUGCACCUUAUUCUAGGGGUGUAAUUCAUUACGCGCAGAGAUUGCGCUCGCCACUUAGUGCCAGGCCGCGGUCUCUCCCGGUACUGGCAAGGUACUAUGCGACCCAGCAAGAUGUGCAAAAUGCCCAGGGAGAAUCGCGAUCGAGAUCUCUGUCAGUUCCCGCGACGGCCAGAUUCAACGAAAUCGGAGUUCAACAACUAAGCGAUCACGUCUUCUCUCAAGUCUUUCCGAGUAAAGGAGCUACCCCGAACCCCGACCUUGUUGCGCUCUCAAAGGACCAUCUUGCACGACAUGAUCUUCUCGGGAAAUCCCAAGAGGCCGCAGAGCCGGUUGCAUUCGACAUGCCGAAGCUCCAGGGCCAGACAUUGGACGAGCACUUUCACAGGCUGGGGAUGGAUGCGUCUGAACCUUAUCUGACCUAUGCAAAAACCUACACUACCGUUAACUCCCCGGAAAUGCCCCGCCAAUGGGUUAAACGCAGCGGAUGGACGAAGUACAAUAGUGACGGGUCUUCGGAACCGGUGGAUGCGCCAAAUGAGUCAAUAUUGUCUUUCGACACGGAGGUGAUGUACAAGGAACAUUCUUUUGCCGUCAUGGCCUGCGCUGUCAGUCCUACGGCUUGGUAUGCCUGGCUGUCGCCUUGGCUUUUGGGCGAAUCAGAGAAUGAGGUGCAACUGAUACCGCUGGGGGACCCGUCGCAGCCACGUAUCGUCAUUGGGCAUAAUAUUGGGUACGAUCGCGCGCGUGUGUUGGAGGAAUACGAUAUGAAACAGACGUGCAACUUCUUCGUCGACACGAUGUCCCUUCAUGUCGCUGUGAAUGGCAUGUGUUCCCAGCAGAGGCCCACCUGGAUGCGACACAAGAAGAACAAGGAUCUCCGAGACAAGAUGGCCAACGAAGCCAACUCAGUGGAACUUGCGGCUCUAGUUGAAAGUAAAUCUCUCAGCGACGAAGAGGAGGAAUUGUGGGUGGGCAGAAGCUCCGUAAACUCCCUCCGCGACGUCGCUAAGUUUCAUUGUGAUGUUACGAUCGACAAGGCGCAGCGCGACUACUUCGGCGAGCUCGGCAGAGAGGAAAUCUUGGGAAAGCUCGAGGAGCUUCUCGAUUACUGUGCCGCCGAUGUAGCCAUCACUCAUCGGGUGUACAAAAAGGUUUUCCCAAACUUCCUCAAGGUCUGCCCGCAUCCCGUUAGCUUUGGUGCUCUUAGACAUUUGUCUUCCGUCAUCUUGCCCGUCAACCAAACUUGGGAGGAAUACCUCAAGAAUGCCGAAUCGACCUACCAUCAGCGUCUGGAAGAUGUGCAACGAAGGCUAGUUGAGCUUUGCGACGAAGCCCUAAAAGUCAAGGACCAACCGGAAUUAUACAUGAAAGAUCCCUGGCUACGACAACUAGAUUGGUCCGGGCAGGAAGUCAAAAUGGUCAAGGGCAAAAAGAAGGGUGAUCCUCCGCGACCGGCUGCAAGGCAAAAGAAGCCCGGCAUGCCAAAAUGGUACAAGGAUCUUUUUCCCACGAACACGGCGGAUAUCAAUCUAACUGUACGAACACGGAUUGCGCCCAUCCUUCUGAAAUUGUCAUACAGCGGGCAUCCCCUGAAUUGGUCGGACAAACACGGUUGGACAUUCAAGGUUCCCCGUGAACAAGUCAAGUCUUUUGAAAACCAGCCAGUCGUGCGCUGUGACAUGGCGGAAGAGAAAAAUCUUGAAUUGAAGAAUGACUGGAAACACGCCUACUUUAAGCUUCCACACAAGGAUGGGCCGCAAGCUCGCUGCGUUAAUCCCCUGGCCAAGGGGUACUCGGGCUAUUUUGAGCGCGGAGUACUCACCUCGCAGUACGCCCUUGCUAAGGAGGCCCUGGACAUGAAUGCUUCGUGCUCCUACUGGAUCAGUGCUCGUGAUCGGAUCAUGAGUCAGAUUGUUGUCUACGAGGAUGAAGUGCAAAAGUCAGCUGCAAAGAAUGAUGGUGGGAACAGAGUGGGUUUUAUAUUACCUCAAAUUAUUCCCAUGGGUACCAUCACCCGACGAGCCGUCGAAAAUACUUGGCUCACAGCAAGCAAUGCAAAAGAGAACCGUGUUGGAUCUGAGCUCAAGGCUAUGAUCAAGGCUCCUCCUGGGCAUGUGUUUGUGGGAGCAGACGUCGACUCUCAGGAACUGUGGAUUGCAAGUCUCAUUGGCGACGCACAAUUCCAAAUCCAUGGUGGCAAUGCGAUUGGUUUCAUGACCCUGGAAGGGUCCAAGGCAGCUGGUACAGACAUGCAUUCACGCACUGCCAAGAUCUUGGGCAUUUCUCGCAACGAUGCGAAGGUCUUUAACUACGGACGUAUAUAUGGUGCCGGUGUCAAGUUCGCCGCCACAUUGCUACGUCAAUUUAACCCGUCAAUGACCGAGAAGGAGACCCAGGAAGUUGCAAGCAAUCUAUACAAAGCGACUAAGGGGACCCGCACUACUCGCCGCCUCCUGAGUGAAAACCCUUUCUGGCGUGGCGGUACUGAAUCAUUUGUAUUCAACAAACUUGAAGAGUUUGCCGAGCAGGAAAGACCCAAGACGCCAGCUUUGGGCGCCGGUAUCACCGAGGCCUUGAUGCGCCGUUUCAUCAACAAGGGCAGUUUCAUGACAUCUCGAAUUAAUUGGGCUAUUCAGUCCUCCGGUGUUGACUAUCUUCACCUUUUGAUCGUGGCUAUGGACUAUCUAAUACGGCUUUACAACAUCCAAGCCCGUCUAGCAAUCACGGUCCAUGAUGAAAUCCGGUAUCUUGUCAAGGAGGAAGACAAAUACCGUGCAGCCUUGGCUCUGCAAAUCGCCAACGUCUGGACGCGCGCCAUGUUUUCCCAGGAAGUCGGCAUCAACGACCUUCCCCAGUCCUGCGCCUACUUCUCAGCUGUCGAUAUCGACCACGUUCUUCGCAAAGAAGUGGACAUGGAUUGUGUGACUCCAUCUCAUCAACAGAAAAUCCCCCACGGCGAAACCCUGGAUAUCGUUCAACUUCUGAACAAAAACCAGGACGCCUUCCUCGAUCCUUCUACCACUCCACUCUCGCCGCCGUCUCCUCAGAAAUAUCCUUACACACCGCGACCCUCCGUCAUGUCAUCCCUGCAAACUUCGGACGAUCCCUUAUUUAUCAAGGCUCAAAUCACCAAGGACGACAAGGAGUUCCGAGACAUCGUCAAGGAAGUUUCCAAAGCCAAACUCGCUGCUAAACAAGCCAGCGCCACAUCCGCUGCGGCCUCCAGGGGCGGUCGCACCAAAUCAUUCACUACCCCCUCCGCUGAACCACAAAAGGCUGUACUCGUUGACAUCGGCUCCGGUCUCUACCAUGACUUCCGCGCCGUCCCCGAAGGGAGCAGGUCUCCUCACUCCGUUGGUCUCAAUCGCCAACAUUGGAAGCCGUCUGCCAGGGCUUGAAAUUCUUACUUGAUGAGAUCGGCUUUCUUCCUGUCCUUUUUUCUUUUCCAUUCACAACUUCCUCUUUGUCAUCUUGGAUUAUUUAACUUGUAUAUAUAGGCAGUGACGUGGACUUCCUACAUCCAGUCACUCGAUACUCUUUUCAUCGUCCUGUAUUAUCUAAUAGCGGUUUGUUGCAAGCAUUGGGAUGGCGUCGUGCGAGCAGUUGCGGGGACUUGAUCUGUCUUUUUAUCUACUUGCUGUGUAUGUUCAAGUACGACUAACUUUGCCUGUACGAGUGGCAUGUUUCAGUAUGAUGUUAAAAUAAAUAUGAG